AUGAGCCUACCCAGCAAAGACCUAGAGGAGCUGAGAGAGGAUGUCGACAGAUAUGAACAACAAGUCGCGCAGUCCGGCAGCAGAGAAGAGGCUCUGGAACUUGCCAUCAGAGCUGCGGAAAUUUCUAUGAGAGCCCUCAAUCUCGUCAGCGAUCCAAAUGAAAAGGUCAAGUACUCGACACGAGCCAAGCAACUUAUGCGACAGGCCGAGCAAAUCAAGCAAAGCGGAGAAUGGAGAAGAUCUGCUCCCAGAAUUCCUGUACAGCCGCCAUUGAGAACAGAACAGGCGAGGCUGCUCAAGGAGCCUGUCAAUUCUCGCAAGCUCCCUACAAGUGAGAAGAUACUCUUGCUCAAAGCUAGUUAUCUCAACGGCGUCAAGUUUCCGCCCUGGGAAGGUCCACCUUCUGACAGUGAGUUUGAGCGGAGACCGGGUGAGGCUCUCUUUACCGACGAGCAUUCCGAACUGCCACUAUCGGAAUUCCAAGCAGAGGUACUAGAUGAUUGGAAACGACCAAUUGAUGCGCUACCUCCACCGUCUUGGUUUCCUGAAGAUCGAACGAAUCUUGGGCCCGUCGUGGAGCACGUUGGAGAGGUUGACCUCGUCCAAGAUGCUGCCACCGACUGCUCCGUAGUCGCCUCUCUAUGUGCCGCUGUUGCGAGGGUGAAGCGUGGCCAUCCUCUCAUCUUCCAAACAUGCAUGUCUCCCUUCGAUCGGGAGAAGCAACUACCAAAGAUUUCGAUGAACGGGAAAUAUAUCGCAUGCAUGAACUUUAAUGGCUGCUUUCGCAAAGUUGUCAUCGAUGAUCGCAUUCCGACCAGCAAUAAGAAUAGAGUGAUUCAUGUGGUGGACAGGAACAAUCCAGGCCUAUUGUGGCCGCCUCUGAUUGAAAAGGCAUAUCUGAAAGUACGAGGAGGCUACGACUUUCCCGGCAGCAACAGCGGCACCGACAUUUGGAUUCUCACAGGAUGGAUUCCUGAGCAAGUCUUCCUCCAGGAUAGUGAUCUGGACUUGGACAGGUUCUGGAAGAGAAUCGUAAAAGGCUUCUCAUACGGAGAUGUGCUUGUUACUAUGGGUACAGGUCAAAUUUCGAAGAAGACUGAGAGAGCGCUUGGACUUGCUGGGGAGCACGACUACGCAGUGCUUGACUUGAGGGAGGUCGAUGGUCAGCGCCUCAUGCUCGUCAAGAAUCCGUGGAUGGAAGGUAGUAGCUGGCAUGGAAGAUUCAAGGGCGUUGCCCGAGCUCAAAACAGAACUGGUGAAGAGAACCUGAUCGAGCUGGAUGACGAGCCUGUCGAGUCACCUCGCGACCUGCUCAACGUCGAUGAUCAAUUGAGACCAGGAACCUUUUGGAUGGACAUUGACAAUGUGGUCCAACACUUUGAAUCCAUCUUCCUCAAUUGGAAUACCGGUCUUUUCUCUGUUCGGGAAGACGCUCAUUUCACCUGGGAUUUAUCCGAGAGCGAAGAUCCAAACGUUUCUCGAAAGAACCGAGGGGCGUAUGCGAGCCUGCAAAACGUCCCGCAAUUCACGGUCACCGCCAGCCGGGGUGGAACUAUUUGGGUACUUCUCUGGCGUCAUUUCCAGAACUACGUCCCCGAAGACGCAACACAGGAAGAGAUUGAAAGCGGCCGCAACUUUAUCGACCUCAGCGGCUACAUCGCUUUGGCUGUGUUUGACUCGAUUGGGCGAAAGGUCGUGCUUGCGGAACGGUGCCUUCAAAAGGGCUUCUUCGUCGACAGUCCACAGACGCUUCUCAAGCUAGAAGAUUGUGAGCCGAACAAGGUUUACACCAUUGUACCUCUUGAGCAGGACCUGCAUGCCACGCAGCACAACUUUACCGUCUCAGCGUUCAGCAACUCGCCGUUUACGCUGUCGGAUGCCACGCCGCGAUACCCUUAUGAGAAGAGAGUUGCUGGAGCCUGGACAAAAGAGACGGGUGGCGGGACUUCACAAUCGCCAACAUACUUCGACAACCCACAGUACACCAUUCAUGUUCCGCAGAAGACGAGCAUGAGCAUGCUACUUGAGACUAGUGACGUUAAGCUGAAUGUGCAUGUCAAAUUGCUACACAGUAACGGCCAGCGUCUCCAUCGAAUGGGCCAGAAGGACAUCAUCGUGGACAGCAAGGAGUACCGACCGAGCUGUUGUUUGGCUGAGGUUGAAGAGCUUGAAGCUGGAAACUACACCAUCAUCUGCAGCACUUUUGAACCACAACAAGUCGGGACAUUCACCUUACGCAUUGACUCCUCGCAGCCCAUCGCCGUCCAGCAGCUUCCACGAGAAGGUGCGGGCAGAAUCCGAACAGAACUCAGCAUCGUCAAUUUCAAGCGUGGCGAGAGCAAAGUUGCCGCACCAUUCUCACCACUCCGGCUGAUGAACUUCUACGCUAUCGUCAAGCACCGCGACCAGCAGGAACGCUUUCUCCCUCAGACACAGCAGCGGUCAAACCACUCGCACAUUCGUUUGAGCGUGGAAUUAGGCCGAGGGCCUGAUCGACAUGUUGUUACUGCAUCUAAUGGAGGCGAUUACGCUGAUAGUUCGGGCUUGGUGCGGACGGAGCCCGUGGAUCUCGGCCCGAACUUCAGGAGGUAUGGACAUCGGGAUUGUUGGUUGGUGUUGGACCGGAUGUACGUGAGUGAGGAGACGCGUGAGGAGAGGUUUGCUGUGGAGCUUUUUGUGGACAGGCCGGAUGCUGUGGAGGUGGGGGUCUGGAGGGCUUGGGAGGAUUGA
Messenger RNA from Ramularia collo-cygni, 2730 nucleotides. RefSeq names its product related to Calpain-like protease palB/RIM13. NCBI's taxonomy places the organism in Eukaryota, Fungi, Ascomycota, Dothideomycetes, Mycosphaerellales, Mycosphaerellaceae. Gene Ontology annotation, biological process: proteolysis. The record is from RefSeq and is a predicted model, not a curated record. Gene Ontology annotation, molecular function: calcium-dependent cysteine-type endopeptidase activity. The transcript is spliced from 2 exons. Bases 1 to 2730 code for a protein of 909 amino acids.